Messenger RNA from Chenopodium quinoa (quinoa), 721 nucleotides. Its product is annotated as 60S ribosomal protein L27a-3-like. Gene Ontology annotation, cellular component: ribosome; cytosolic large ribosomal subunit. The record is from RefSeq and is a predicted model, not a curated record. Lineage: Eukaryota; Viridiplantae; Streptophyta; Magnoliopsida; Caryophyllales; Amaranthaceae. Gene Ontology annotation, biological process: translation. The transcript has a single exon. The coding region runs from base 99 to 542 and encodes 147 amino acids. Gene Ontology annotation, molecular function: structural constituent of ribosome.
CCUAGUCCAGAAAGAGCACUUCUAUAAAAACAUCAUCUCCAAAACCCUAGUUUUCUUCUCAUUUCACCUCCAAUUCCAGAGAAACAGAGUUCGCCGCAAUGACGACGAGAUUGAAGAAGAACAGGAAGAAGAGAGGGCACGUGUCAGCCGGACACGGUCGUAUCGGAAAGCACAGAAAGCAUCCCGGUGGUCGUGGUAAUGCCGGAGGUAUGCACCACCACAGAAUCCUGUUCGACAAGUACCAUCCUGGUUACUUCGGCAAAGUCGGUAUGCGUUACUUCCACAAACUCAGGAACAGGUUCCACUGCCCCAUUGUCAACAUCGACAAGCUUUGGUCAAUGCUUCCCGAAGAUGUCAAGGAGAAGGCUUCCAAGGAAGGCAAGGCUCCUGUCAUUGAUGUUACCCAGUUUGGUUACUUCAAGGUUCUUGGUAAGGGUGUUUUGCCUGACUCGAAGCCUAUUGUUGUUAAGGCUAAGUUGAUUUCUAAGAUUGCUGAGAAGAAGAUUAAGGAGAAUGGCGGCGCUGUUCUUCUUACUGCUUAAAUCUUUUCUUUUUAUUUAUGCAAUUUUGCUUGGUUAAAUUGUCAUAGGAAUGUUAUGAAAGGAUUUUAAUGCUCAAAUGUUACAUUUUUCAAUUUAGAUCUGGAAUUUGAGAACCCCUUUUUGUUCUUGUUUCAUAUUGAUUUAAUGAUAUGAACUAGUAUUUGAGCAUUUUUGGUUUU